AUGUCAGCUAUUAGAUUAUUUUACUUUCUUACUCAUCAUUAUAUAAUUGGCAUUAUUUUUGUCAUUGACAUUUACCCUGAAGACAUUCCUGGCGUUCCCAUCAUUUGUCCUGGAGGCAUCCCUGGCAUUUGUCCUGGAGGCAUUCCUGGCAUUCCCAUCAUCUGUCCUGGAGGCAUUCCUGACAUUCCAGGCAUUUGUCCUGGAGGAAUUCCUGGCAUUCCCAUCAUCUGUCCUGGAGGCAUUCCUGACAUUCCAGGCAUUUGUCCUGGAGGCAUUCCUGGCAUUCCCAUCAUCUGUCCUGGAGGCAUUCCUGGCAUUCCCAUCAUCUGUCCUGGAGGCAUUCCUGGCAUCCCUGGCAUUUGUCCUGAAGGCAUUCCUGGCAUCCCUGGCAUUUGUCCUGAAGGCAUUCCUGGCAUUUGUCCUGAAGGCAUUCCUGGCAUUUGUCCUGCAGGCAUUCCUGGCAUUUGUCCUCCAGGCAUCCCUGGCAUUUGUCCUGAAGGCAUUCCUGGCAUGCCUGGCAUUUGUCCUGCAGGCAUCCCUGGCAUCUGUCCUGAAGGCAUUCCUGGCAUGCCUGGCAUUUGUCCUGCAGGCAUCCCUGGCAUCUGUCCUGAAGGCAUUCCUGGUAUACCUGGCAUUUGUCCUGCAGGCAUCCCUGGCAUCUGUCCUGAAGGCAUUCCUGGCAUGCCUGGCAUUUGUCCUGCAGGCAUCCCUGGCAUCUGUCCUGAAGGCAUUCCUGGCAUGCCUGGAAUUUGUCCUGCAGGCAUCCCUGGCAUCUGUCCUGAAGGCAUCCCUGCCAUUCCCGGCAUUUGUCCUGAAGGCAUCCCUGCCAUACCUGGCGAUUGUGUUACUGUCAUCGUAGUAGAAGUAGUUGUAUUGGAUAUCCUUGGCAAUUCCGUUGAUAUACUGAUGCAAUUGUAAUUCAGUUGCCAUAAUUUAUGUUUAGUAGCUAUUUCGGUCCGAAGACAAGCAGUGAUUGAUCUAAAAAAAACAUAAAUAAUACUUGGAUAUUAGUAAUAAUCAUCGGAUAUAAUCAUCGAGAAGAAUAUUUUUUACCUGGGAAAUUGAUUCAAUUCUAAAAUAUUUGCACAAACACUUGAAAAGAAACUGCCAGCAAGAACAGGUGUAAGAUGUAGGACAAGUGCAUGAUCUUCCAUUUAACGAAUUGGUUUUGAAAAUCAAAAAUGCUUUCGACGUGGGAAAUCCUAUGGUGUAUUUGUUAAUAUAAAUAUAUACUAGAGCUGCGUUCUUUGUGUAUGUAUGUAUAAUAAAAAAAAAAAAGCAGAGAGAAAAAAAAAUUAAAAGAAAGAAAGGAACAAUUUGAAUCAACUAACUUUGCUUCUUAUUUAUAUUAAAUUCUGAAAAAAUGCACAGUAGUAAGAGGAACGUUUUGCACAGACGUAAAUUCAUUUCUUCGCACGAUUAGCUAAUACCACAAAUAAAAAUAAUAUACAGUUCAGUUAAUAAUGCCGAUGUUUUCACACUUUGAACUAUCUAAGUAUAAUAAAAUGAAUGACGCUUUCUGGUCCGAUGUCUAUGCGAUACCUUUUCUACCGGAAAUAAUAAUCACUAUGAUGACCGAUAUAAAAGUUCAUUGAAUUUUAACGGAAAUCAGCGUUAUUUGUCACAAUUGUUUGACUCGACACUUUAUAUCGCGAUUGUUCAAUUGAAAAUCAUAUUUCUUUGCUUUGUAAAAUAAUUUUCGGUACUACAAUCAAAAAAAAAAAAAAAAGGAAAAGAGAGAAAAAAAG
This is a messenger RNA of Vespa mandarinia (Asian giant hornet), 1748 nucleotides long. RefSeq names its product collagen alpha-1(X) chain-like. The record is from RefSeq and is a predicted model, not a curated record. NCBI's taxonomy places the organism in Eukaryota, Metazoa, Arthropoda, Insecta, Hymenoptera, Vespidae.